Fundulus heteroclitus (mummichog) is the source of this 4503-nucleotide messenger RNA. Its product is annotated as protocadherin alpha-C2. Bases 183 to 2609 code for a protein of 808 amino acids. NCBI's taxonomy places the organism in Eukaryota, Metazoa, Chordata, Actinopteri, Cyprinodontiformes, Fundulidae. The transcript is spliced from 3 exons. Gene Ontology annotation, cellular component: plasma membrane. Gene Ontology annotation, biological process: homophilic cell-cell adhesion. The record is from RefSeq and is a predicted model, not a curated record. Gene Ontology annotation, molecular function: calcium ion binding.
ACGCCCCUGCCUAUGCUGUCAGAGCGCACACCGCUCCUCCAGCCGCUCCACGCCUCAGAUGGCCUGCUGCAGCGGCGUCUACAACUCGUGGAGGCUAGAAUGUCACCGGCGCUCCUUUGCAUGAAGACUACCCGGUCGUAAGAACCCAUUUGUGACAUUCAUCUUUUAUAUUAACGAUUACAAUGGCGCUUAAUUGUGCACCCAUACGGACAUGUUCGCUCUCGGCUGUUUUCACGUUUGUCGCGCUGUGGGGAUGCGCGCUCUCCAUCACCCGCUACUCCAUACCGGAGGAGAUGGAAGAGGGCUCCUUUGUUGCCAAUCUGGCCACAGAUCUUGGUCUGGACGUUCGCAGCAUGCUGGAGCGCAACGCCAAGCUCGAUGUCAUUCACAGCAAAAAUUACCUCGACAUUAACAAAGACACGGGGGAGCUGAUCAUCCGCGAAAAGAUGGACCGGGAGAGUAUAUGCAUGACUAAAACAACCUCGUGUUUCCUUAAAAUGGAUGUCAUACUCUCCAACCCCGUUCGCAUUUUCAACAUCGAGCUGGAGAUCUUGGACAUCAACGACAACGCGCCCGUUUUUCGCAGGAAGACAAUGCACUUGGACGUUUCGGAGGCAACCCCUCCUGGCGAGAGAUUCUCCCUGACCAACGCCGUGGAUGCGGAUGUGGGGGCGAAUUCUGUGAAGACCUACUAUCUCAGCGAGAGCAAUUACUUCAGCAUUAACAUCCAAACGGGCAGCGAUGGCUCCAAAUACGUGGAUCUGGUGCUCAGUGGCCAACUGGACAGAGAGGAGCAUUCAGUUCAUAAUUUAAUUUUAACUGCGGUAGAUGGAGGAGUGCCUCCGCGCUCCGGUACCGCCAGCAUCAUCAUUAAUGUGCUGGACAUCAAUGAUAACGCCCCCACCUUCAGCCAGUCCGUUUUUGCAGUCAAUGUAUCGGAGAACUCUCCGGUGGGGACAGUGGUGAUGACCUUAAACGCAACCGAUUUAGAUGGAGGCACAAACGCAGAGUUGAUAUACUCCUAUACACUGUACACCUCGGAGAAGACGCAGGAGCUCUUCUCCCUCGAUCCGAAUUCAGGUGAGAUCAGAGUGAAAGGGGUAAUCGACUAUGAAGAGAGCCAGAGCUUUGAGAUGCACAUUCAGGCUCAGGACAGAGGGGCAAACUCCCUGUCAGGACACUGCAAAGUGAUGGUUUACGUCACAGAUCUGAACGAUAACUACCCAGAAGUGACCAUUAAGUCCCUGAAGAGGUCAGUGGCUGAAGAUGUCUCUGUAGGGACGCUGAUUGCCGUGGUCAGCGUAAGUGAUAGAGAUUCUGGGGACAAUGGCAACGUGGACCUCACCCUGGACCAGCAAAACGCCUUACCCUUUCUUCUAAACAAAUCCUCCGAGGGUUACUUUGAGUUGUUGGUGUCAAAGCCGCUGGACCGAGAAGUCCAAGGCAAGUAUGACAUCAAACUAAUAGUGAAAGACAGAGGUUCUCCAGCCUUAUAUGAGAAUGAAACCAUCACCGUAGACAUCCUGGAUGUCAACGAUAAUGCACCUAUGUUCUCUCAGUCCUUCUACACAAUCCAUGUUAUGGAGAAUAAUCCACCUGGAGGUUUAUUGACAUCCCUAAGUGCGCAUGAUCCAGAUUUGAAUGAGAACCAGUACUUGGUUUAUUUCAUAAUGGAGAAAGAGAUAGUUAACAUGUCUAUGUCCAUGCUUUUCUCCAUCAAUCCUGAGAACGGCAAUCUCUAUGGCCUGAAGACAUUUGACUAUGAGAGAGAGAAGGAGUUUCUGUUCCACAUUGAGGCUAGGGACUCCGGUGUUCCCCCGCUGAGCAGCAAUGUGACUGUUCAUAUUGUAAUUCUGGACCAAAAUGACAACACUCCCCUCAUUGUGUCACCAUGGCGGGGCCAUGGCUCUGUUGUUGAAGAGGUGAUACCGAGGUCCACAGAGAAAGGGCACUUGGUGGCUAAAGUGGUGGCAAUCGAUGCGGACUCUGAGCAGAACGCCAGAGUCACCUACCAGCUACUGCAGAUCAGUGACUCAACCCUCUUCAGCCUGGAUCAGUACAACGGUGAGAUCCGAACAACAAGGAUGUUCAGCUACAGAGACCCAAGACAACAGAGGCUGGUAGUUAUUGCCAAAGACAACGGACAACCCGCUCUGUCUGCCACGGUCACCAUAAAGAUAUCGACAGUGGAGCAUGCCAUGACCUUCUUAGAGACAACAGAGUUACCGUUAGAAUAUGAAGUCUUCACCAACCUAAACCUGUACCUUGUAAUAGGUUUAGGAGCGGUAUCCUUUCUGCUGUUGAUAACCAUCUUGGUUAUCAUUGUCCUGAAAUGUCAAAAGCCAAAGCCAAAGGCCAUCAAGAUGCCCCCAGCCAACAGAAACAGCUUGAUCAGCCAGAGAAGCUCCACCAUUGCCGAUUCUACCCUGAUUUCCAGUGAUGCCUACUGGUAUAGCUUGUUCCUCGCAGAAACCAGGAAGGGAAAGGUGGUGGUGAGACAACCCAUAAUUCCCAAAGGAGCAGGAUAUUUUGUAUCCAGCAUACCCAGGAGCAUAGGUCCAAGUGAAACCACAGACUCCAGAGCAUCUACACUGGAGUACUCAAAAUGAAAGGAAGUCCAUUCUACAACUGGAGCAGGAACCCAGGAGAGAGCUGCGGUGAUGCAACCACCUCUUCAUGGGAGUCUCUGGCCGAAACUUUCCAGGGACUUGCAAAGAAGAUAUAAAGCAGUUGUCAGCCCUCAGUCCAUCUGCUCCAGCUCUUAAUUUACCCAGUUUUCAUCAAAGCUGCACACCAACAUCAAUCAGUAAUCACCUCAUCCUUCUACCAGUGUUUUUUUUUUUUUUUUUUUUUAAGUACAAAUUCUUUUUCCAACUAGCAUUUGGACAAACAGGAUGCCUGGACAUUACUAGAGCGGUCUCAUAUAGUGUAUCACGAACUUCCUUGUGGAUAAAUUAGCCUUUUUACUCCAGGGAUUACAGUGUGCUACACUUUUAGAAGCCAUCUGUUGUUCUUAAUGUACUUUAGUUGCCAUAAUGUUUAUCUUUUUAAAUGCUGGAGUUCGAAACACGCCUAAUCAUAGAAAUACACAUGAAUCAGGGUAAAUAUACUUCUUCCAUCUAAUAAAUCCAUUAUUGUAGCUGGUUACAACAUUGAUUCAGGCAUGAAACUAGGUGUUUUUGUUCUAUUUUGUAUGGAGAAACUUUCUGUUUGAUGAGGCUCAAACUUUUACCUAAUAAUCAGUGAUUGAGUUUUAGGUCUUUUUCUAUACAAUGUUUGUUGUGGUUGCCAAGUUUUGAAUGUCUGAAAAAAAAAUGACAAAAGAGAAUGAAUGAAAAUAGGUAAAUAUAUAUAUAUAAAAAACAACUUAUUAUUUGAUUGUAGGUAACAGGUAUAUGGGAAGAUAAAGGCUAACCAACAAUAUACAUGCUAUUGUUGCAAGACAUACAUUUCUGGAGAGGAGUGUAUAUCCACUCAUUAUCAUCAAACUUGACAUGUUAAUUAGGGGUUUAGAAAUUAUAAUUUGUUUUGGAUGUUCUCCUUUCACGCAGGGUUAAGAUUUGGCUCCAAUAUACACAUGCACCCCAAAUGAUAUUUGAAUAAAUGUCCAUUAGCAAGGUUUGUGAAGACGUUCCUGAAAACAUAAAAAAAAAAAAAACACUAUCCUAACCGCUCUCCCUGGCAGAAAUGGUAGAGCUUGUUUAAAUAGGUUGGUUUUCUUGGCGUACGCCAUGUAAUCCAUUUUAAAGUCAGUUUUGAUCUGUGUUUGGGAUCAUUGUCUUGAUGGAAGGCAAGCUUGUGUCUAAGUUUCAAAAGUGUAGCUGUUGAUUUGAGGUUUAGCUGAACAUUUUGGAGGCAUUUUGGUUUUUUAUCAAUAUACCAACAUUGUGUAAAGCGUCCAUACUAAUGGCGGUGAAACAGACUCUAAGCAUUGUGCUACCGCCAGCAUGCUUGACUGUUGUUCCGGUGUUCUUAGGUUUGAAAAACUUACCAUUAUUCCCAAUAUACUUUCUGUUAUUGUAGCCUAAUGUACCAAUCUUCCUCCACAAGACUUUUGUCUUGUCCGUGUGGGUGGCUGCUAAUUUUAGUCACGCUUGUCGAUGUGCAUUUUGGUGCAUUCACAAUGGGCUUGAACCUUGGUAGUUCUUGAACAUUCUAAUAAAUUUCCUUUCAUCAGAAGGUCGCAGUUUGAAUCAGAUGGGUAACAUUUGGUAGCAGCUAAGUGUCCAGGUGGGAAAAUGAUCCAAAAGAACUUCCCGAGCGACCUUUUCUAACCACCGAACCUUAAAACGAUUAAGAUUUUGUGGACCACACGUAAAAGUUGGGUCUGUGCUAGACUACAAAAAUCAAGAAGCUGAGGUGAAACGUGCAAAGGACCAUUUAUCCAAAUAUAAGGGGUGGUAUAUGAAUAUAUUUAAGCUAUAUUUAUAAUCUUUGCUAUGUGGGUAUUAGAAGAAGUCCAAAAUAAAUUUGCCCUUCCAGUCGUACUGUUAUUAAGUUCUU